This is a messenger RNA of Trypanosoma theileri, 987 nucleotides long. RefSeq lists its product as uncharacterized. The record is from RefSeq and is a predicted model, not a curated record. NCBI's taxonomy places the organism in Eukaryota, Euglenozoa, Kinetoplastea, Trypanosomatida, Trypanosomatidae. The transcript has a single exon. The coding region runs from base 1 to 987 and encodes 328 amino acids.
AUGCGCCGCUUAGUUCCCUCUGUGAAUAGUACUCGCCUCCUCCAGCGCUUUGUUGCCUCGGCAUCUGUAUUACAGAACGUUCCUCCCGCCAAGACAUCUGCGAAGUUAGGAACACCGAUUCCAAAGGAGGAAGUGGCUCGGGCCUUUAAUGUCCCCGCGGCUCUUCUGGAAAAGGCAUGCAGACCAGGGGAGAUUCUCUUCACAACGGUGGAUCUCGCCCGUUCCCGCUUCGCCCCACUCAUUGCGACGCUGACAGCAGAGGAGGAUGUCACUAAGAUUGCCGCAGAGGUGCGAGCGGCGAAGAGUGGCGAUGCUGCCGCGGCCGCGAAGGCUCUUGCAGGGGCGAAGGAGAAGUUUGAGAACACCGCAUGGGCAAGUGUGCGUCAACUGGUGACCUUCUAUGAAGAGGCCAUGUAUCCUAUUCGUGUAAAGCUGCAGGAGUACAAGGUACAUGAGUUAAACAGUUUUCACAUUAAGGAUGACCUCAAGCGUGGACUCUCUGCCUUUAAACAAGAACACCUGGAUAAACAGAAGACGGAGUUGGUGAAGGUGCAGAAGCAAAUGCAGGAGUGCCAGAACUUUAUUAAGGAUGUCACCCAAUCAUCCUUUAACACCGCUAUUCUUAAUGAUAUUGCCAAUAUUCUACGUAUCUGCGGCGAACGCAAUCCACACGCCCACCGCAUGUCCCUGCAAGUACUGGAGGAUAUGUCUGUUCUCGCCGUUCCAUUUGAUGCGGUGACGGAGAAGUUAUUACAUGCGGCUGUCUUUGAUGAUGGCGCAGUGGACGACUCGGCGUUGCUCUUCACACUGCUGGAGUACCCAGAGCGGGGUGAGGUGAGUGUGGGAACGGCACCCGUUGAUCAGAUUGCAGAUGCCACACUGCGUGUUAUUAGCAAACGACAUCACACCCCAUUGGACAGCAACGACAAGGGGAAACUACUGCGGCAGAAAGACACACAUCCAUGCCUGCAGCGUUCAGCAGAGUAG